UUGGAGUAGAGGGAGAGAGGGAGAGUGCGGGCAGACAGAAUAGCGGUGUGUCAGUGGAGGCAGACAGACAGCAUGGUUGAAGAUUGCAGGCAGUUCUAGGACCAGCCAACGACUCUCCAUGUAGUCCCAGUACCAGCAGAGCUUAGAGGGGGGGAGUCAAAGGAGACAACACCUGGACAUAUAUCUAACCAUACUGCUGGAUGCAACAACCUGACCUAACCAAAAUAUUUUUUUCUCCUGUAGGGUUUGUACUUUUUGAGAAGUGGAGGUGUUUGCCGUGGGGGGAGUUUUGGUUUCAUUUCUGGGCUGGUGUCUGGGCUGGGCGGGCAUUCCCGAGGGACCGCAUGCAUGACACAACGCAAAGGCGAGAAGCCCACCAUCAGCAUCCAGGAGCACAUGGCCAUUGAUGUGUGCCCGGGCCCCAUCCAGCCCAUCAAGCAAAUCUCUGACUACUUCCCCCGCUACCCACGGGGUCUCCCCCCUACAGCGCCCCCGCCUCUUAGCCGGACGGGCUCCCUGCGUUCCGCCUCGCUGAACGCUACCGUUGACAUCUUGGUUGGUGAGGAUGACCUGGACCAAGCCUUUGCUGGGGCUACUGCUGCCCCAUCACCAUCCACCAAAAAGGAGGAGGAGCCUGACGUGGAGGGCUAUGACUCAGAUGAUUCAACCACACUGGGAACCCUGGACUUCAGCCUGCUGUACGAUCAAGAGAACAACGCCCUACACUGCACCAUCAACAAAGCAAAGCUCCCCAUCCCCAGGUAUAAGAAGGGGCUGAAACCAAUGGAUCAUAAUGGGCUCUCAGAUCCUUAUGUCAAACUGCAUCUGCUGCCUGGGGCCAGUAAGGCCAACAAGCUGCGCACCAAGACCCUGCGUAACACCCUCAACCCUGUCUGGAGUGAGACCCUGACCUACUACGGCAUCACUGAUGAGGAUAUGGUCCGCAAAACACUCAGAAUUUCGGUAUGUGACGAGGACAAGUUCCGCCAUAAUGAGUUCAUCGGCGAGACACGUAUCCCCCUUAAGAAACUCAAGCCCAACCAGACCAAGAACUUCUAUAACUGCCUAGAGAAACAGCUGCCUAUUGACAAAACUGACGAUAAGUCCCUGGAGGAGCGGGGCCGCAUCAUGAUCUCUCUCAAGUACAGCUCCCAGAAGUCUGGCCUGGUGGUUGGCAUCGUCCGCUGUGCACACUUGGCCGCCAUGGAUGCCAACGGCUUUUCCGACCCAUAUGUGAAAACGUACCUGAAGCCAGACGAGAACAAAAAGUCUAAGCACAAAACUGCUGUGAAGAAAAAGACCCUAAAUCCUGAAUUUAAUGAGGAGUUCUUCUACGACAUAAAAUAUGCAGACCUCACCAAGAAGACCCUGGAGGUGACGGUGUGGGAUUACGACAUCGGCAAAUCCAAUGAUUUUAUAGGUGGUGUUUCUCUGGGCAUCAAUGCCAAUGGUGAGAGGCUCAAACACUGGUUUGACUGUCUCAAAAACAAGGACAAGAAAAUAGAGCGCUGGCACACACUGACCAAUGAACUUCCCGGUUCUGUGUUUAGUGACUGAAGGUCCACCCUCCCCUCACUCCCACUCCCAACAAGCUCCUUACUCCUGAUUCUCUGUGGAUAUAGGAGUCCAGCCUUGACCGACGCUCCAGCUUUUUUCCUGCAUUUGGAGAUGUUUACGUAACCAGCUUCCUCCUCUCCAACCCUUAAGCUCCUUUUCAUUUCUCUCCUCUCCAAAGCUGUUAAAUUCAUAGUUAUGAUACUGUCCCUCUGGUAGUGUGCUGUGUCUUUAUGGCUCAUGUAAUGACACGGUUUUUGUGUUGAUCCUGCAACAGCAGUUUGGUGUUGUGAGAAAAUGUUAGCUGUAUGUCCAACAAUACUGCAAGUCAAUGACAUACUGCACCACAUGAUUCUAAUCAUUUAUUGACAAGUUAGACACGCCAGAUUGUUUGAAGGCAUGCACUUUGUUAUAAUCAUGGGAUAUACAAAAAUAUAGUUUACUUCAGACAUCAGCAUGUAAUGUUUACAACAUUUCAGGACAGAGAUUCACACAAACUGUACCACUGUUUUUUGGAAAAGGGAACUUUUGCAGGAGAGAGGGCCAAAUUACAUACAGUACACUUUACACAGAUAAAUUUAAGAUCAUUGCUAAUAUCCCAUCCUGUGUGGUUGGGGAUUGGGUUGGAUUGUGUAGUGCAGGUAUUUUUAUUAUACUAGCAAAGUAUGUUGUUGCUUACGUAUGUUGUUUUCUCAAGUAGUGUAAAUUGUGAGCCUCCUCAGUGAGUGUAUCAAUGAAUGUAUGUAAUUAUAACCCCCGGAUCCCAGAGUAACACCAAUGAGAAUGUGCACCCAAGUGCUGUGUUACUGAAACCUUUCAUACGUGAAAAGUCAUGGUUUGAGAUUGUAAGCAUGCAAAGUUGUUCAUAUUGACAGAGGGAAGGGAAUCUAGAAACUUCUUCAAUCCCAAUGUCAAACUGUCAGAAAUGAUGUCUGCAUCAACAAUCACAUUAUUUAAUCCCCAUACAUUUAUAUAUGUACAGUAUAUGUAUAUUUUGUUGUUGUUGUUGAUUGUUUAUAAUUUAUAAUACGAGGGCUGUCAUUGUCAGUCUAGGCACAACUGUGCUUAGUCCAAGGCUUCUAUAUACACAAGAUUGUGUGUCAAAACUAAUUAAAUGAUAUGUCAAAAAAUGUCUAGCUUCAUUAUGAAGUCAACAUUUAUUUUAUAUAAACUUUGCAAUUAUUUUAUUGUUGCCCAUUGUCUGCCUGACUAAAAGUAUGUUCAUGUGUGUGUUUGUGUGUGAGAGAUACAUAUUUGUGCUCUAUGAGGUGAGCCGGUGACAUAAAUAUGGCUGAAAGUUUGAUCCUAAGUGGUAAAAAUGACUAAAUGUUUAUUAUUAUUUAUAAUAAUAUAAUAUUAUUUUUUAUUAUUAACAAAUGUUUGUUUCUGUUUACUCCACUAUUAUAAUACCUUCAUUGUUCUUAGCUAUUUCAUUUGUUUAAUAAUUUAUGUAAGAUAGUGUUAUUAAUUUUGUA
This is a messenger RNA of Osmerus eperlanus (European smelt), 3029 nucleotides long. RefSeq names its product double C2-like domains, beta (gene doc2b). The record is from RefSeq and is a predicted model, not a curated record. Gene Ontology annotation, cellular component: membrane; synapse. NCBI's taxonomy places the organism in Eukaryota, Metazoa, Chordata, Actinopteri, Osmeriformes, Osmeridae. The transcript has 10 exons. The coding region runs from base 349 to 1557 and encodes 402 amino acids. Gene Ontology annotation, biological process: spontaneous neurotransmitter secretion; exocytosis; regulation of calcium ion-dependent exocytosis.